UUGGUAUGACUGCAGAUGCAGGUGUUGGAUUGCAAGAAUUAUGUCAAUUAAAUAAAUUUUCCGAUUAUUUGUACUAUAAAUAUUAUUUAAUGCUUGUACAAAUCAAAAAUCAUUAUGGGUUUAGUACAUGCUAAAGAACCAAAUACUCCGAAUAUUCAACAAAAUAUUCAUUCAAAAAAAUUAAGAAACUUUCAAAAACCAGAAUCAUCUGAUUCAAAUAAUAUUAAUAGUUCAAAUCAUAUAAACAUCGAAGGUGUAAAGGCUCGAGUGGAUAAAAUUUUUGUAGAAGGACUUGGAAGAACAAAAGAUGAUAUCGUCAUUCAUUGUGUCCGUGAAAUGUUCAAAGCUCGUGACUUUUCAGCGGUUUUACAUACAGCAACAAAAGCACGACAACAGUUAGAAAAUUUGGGUUGUUUUAGAAAUAUUGGAGUGUAUAUCGAUACAAGUAAAGGGCCAAAAUCAACUCCUGAAGGUUUAGAUGUAACAUUUUAUGUUAAAGAGCAUAAGCGAAUUGUUGGAGGUAUAUCAACAUCAGUUGGAAAUAAUUCCGAAGGUAAUUUAAUUGUGGGUUUACGUUCACCAAAUGUUUUUGGUCGUGGAGAACGAGUUCAGUGUGAAUAUAGCUAUGGGUCACGCAAAACAGAUAAUAUUUCUUGUAGCAUAACGAAACCUUUAUUCACGAUGAGAAAUAGUAGUAUAUCGGCUGGAUUUUUUCAAACCGGCUCUGAGUGGCCUUGGUCUGGAUAUCGAUUAGUAGAUAAAGGCCUUAAUGUUGAUUUCCAAUUCAAUUCACUGCCAUUAAUUAAACAUAAUUUGCAAUGGGAAGGUGUUAUACGCAAUUUGAGUGUAACAUCGCGAACAACUUCGUUUGAUGUUCGUGAAGAAUCUGGUCCCAAAUUAAAGUCAGCAAUAAAACAUAGCGUAUCAAUAGAUCAAAGAGAUCAUAAAAUCUUUCCAACUUCAGGAAGUUACUUUGUACUUACAUCAGAAUUUGCUGGACUUGGAGGAAAUGUUGGUUUUCUCAAAAAUGAUGCUUUAAUUCAAACCAAUUAUUCAAUUGUUAAAGAUAUAGUGGCACAGUUAGUUUUGCAUGGAGGGUUUCUAAAAGGUAUCGGAGGUAAAGACAUAACUGCACAUGAUAAAUUCUAUUUAGGCGGUCCCCAAACUUUACGUGGAUUUCAAACCCGUGGAGUUGGUCCCCAUUCAGAUGGCGAUGCCUUAGGUUCAGAUAUUUUUUGGGCUGCUGCCUUACAUAUAUACACUCCAUUACCGUUUCGCCCUGGAAAGGGAGGUUUUGGUGAUUUAUUCAGAACACAUGCAUUUGUAAACCUUGGUAGUAUUGGCAAUUUUAAAUUUGAUGACGAAAUAUUAAAUAACUUAAGAUUACUGUCAACUGAAAUGAGAUUAGCAUAUGGACUGGGUAUUGCAUUAAAAUUAGGUGAAAUAGCAAGAAUCGAAGUAAAUUAUUGUAUACCAGCAAUGUGGAAGAAAGGUGAUCGACUUAGUUCAGGGAUACAAUUUGGUGUUGGCGUUAAUUUCUUAUAAAGAACUACAACUUAAACGUCAUCAAAUGAUGUUCCAUGUCGAAUGUGAAACAAUAUCGUAGUCAUGUAUAUAAAAAUCAUAAUAUAUGUAUUUAUGACGUACCAUAAAAAAGUUUAUGGCCGUUCAUAAAUUUUUCAUUUGUGAAACAGCCAGUUUGUUAAUUUAUUCGUAAAUAAAUGUUAAUUUUUCAGUUUCAAUAUUUUACUUAUUCGAUUUUAUUCGUUUUAUAUUUUAUGACAAGAACAGGGAUCGAGCCCCUUUAUAAUAGAGCUUUAUAUAUUUUUAAUAUUAAAUAAAGUAUUAUAAAUGCAAA
This is a messenger RNA of Chrysoperla carnea, 1858 nucleotides long. Its product is annotated as sorting and assembly machinery component 50 homolog A. The coding region runs from base 115 to 1545 and encodes 476 amino acids. Gene Ontology annotation, biological process: protein insertion into mitochondrial outer membrane; mitochondrial respiratory chain complex assembly. Lineage: Eukaryota; Metazoa; Arthropoda; Insecta; Neuroptera; Chrysopidae. The record is from RefSeq and is a predicted model, not a curated record. The transcript has 10 exons. Gene Ontology annotation, cellular component: SAM complex; outer membrane.